AUGCUGUCGUUGGAUGAUCAUCCACAUGACUACAAGGCGCUAACAAAGACGUAUAUGGAAAUAUUCAGUUCAUCAAAGUUUACAAAUCUCCUCAAUACAACACAGACAGGCUAUGCACAUUCAUCGCAUGGAAUCGAAUUCCGCAUCUUUUUCAAAACUUUAUUUGCGUCGGUUUUUCUCUGUACAAUCGAAAUAACAUUAUUCUGCCUUUUAAGACCGAUAUUCACUGAAUUAUACCAACCACGAUGUUUCUGCGUCCCAAUUACUGAGCGAAUAGAAAGAUUGCCGCGUGGACUACUCCAGUGGAUCAUGCCAACAUUGAGAACCAAUAUCAACACUUAUAUGUCAUUGGGAUUGGAUGCAUAUUUCUUCAUCCGGUUCCUAUCCGUACUAUUAUUGUUCUUCAUUCUCAUUGGUACACUCAACAUGCUCAUAUUGAUCCCUAUAAAUUUCACUGGAAACUCGGCCACUUUUUCUGCUCAAGGAUUGGAUAAAUUGAGUAUUUCCAAUAUUGCAGAUGCUAAUGUGCCACGACUAAAUGCCCAUUUCAUCAUGGGGUUAUUAAUUGUUGUAAUAUUCCAUUGGUUAAUAAUUUAUGAGUUCCAAAGUUUUGUCCUCAUCAAACAAUCUUACCUUCUUUCAGAAUAUCACAAGAGGCUAACAAUGUCAAGAACAUUGUUAAUUACCAACGUGCCCUCACACUUGCAGUAUGAACAAGUUUUAAAAGACAUUUUUCAAACAAUACCUGGCGGUGUUAAAAAAUUAUGGUUUGUAUACGAAUUUGAAGAGAUAGAUUUCCAUGUUCAAAGGGCCAAGAAUGCAUUGCAAUUGUUGGAAGAGUCUCAAAUCUUGCAAAUGAAAAAAUAUUACUCCCUGACUACGAGAAGAACAAUGAUGUCUAGAUGGAUGUCUUGGAGAUUAACCUGGACUUUGCCUUGGGAAAAUCUCUGUAAAAUUUCUUGGAGCAAAUUUAGCUUUAAGAAAUAUCCCGAGAAAAAAAAUUUAGAGGUAAAGUUCUACCCUCCAAUAGAAUACAGAUUUACCAAAAUCCCCAAAAUCAAUUGCAGUUGCCAUAUAAAAUUGCCUGGUUGGUUAAGAAUCUUUGCAUUACAAAGACGUGUUUCUCUAAUAGAAUGGGCAUUGUCGGUGUUACAGGAAAGUCAGCUGUUUAUUGAUGGAGAAAUACAAAAGAUGACAAAUGACCAACUUGGCAAGCACAACAAUGUGUUUAUUGAGUUCCAAGAUUACAAAGGUGCAUGUAUGGCUAACCAGUGUCUCCUUUCUCAAAGCCAAGGAUGUUUUGAUAAAACUUUUAUGGAAGUUCAUCCACAAGAUAUUAUCUGGAGAAAUGUGUCAAGAACUGAUGGUAUCAUGUGCAAGUUUGAAAAUUACCUAGUCACCAUCUUGUUCAUCAUUAUUACUAUACUCUAUGUGGUACCUGUGUCGUUGGUCCAUUCAAUCUCUGAAUUAGCAGUCAUCACACACAUGAUACCUUUUCUCGACUGGAUCUAUCAAUUCCCAGAAGAAGCAAAACAAACCAUUUCUGGUUUUCUUCCUUCUAUUUUCUUGACUGUUUUGACCGAAAUCGUACUAAAAAUGUUUAGGUUUCUUAUAUGCUUUAAGGGAAAAGUCACCGGAGCUGAAGUAGAGGUUGGUUUGCAAAAAUGGUUCUUUGUUUUCCUUUUUGUUCAACAGUUCCUUGUUGUUACCAUAUCAUCAAGCAUCACGGUGGUUCUCCGUCAGAUCAUUGAUCAACCUACUUCCAUACCAGUAUUGCUCGCAACAAAUUUGCCCAAGUCGGCAACUUUUUUUUUUCGAUACAUAUGUCUUAGAGCAUUUGCUCUUUGUGGAAAUAAUUUCCUCCGUUUCACGCAAUUAGUCUUGCGAAACACAUACUACAAAAUCAUUGAUAUAACACCAAGGCAAAAAUUCCAUAGGCUAACGAAAUUGUCACUGAUAAAGUGGGGUACAACUUUUGCCGUAUACUCCAUUUAUGCAUGUAUCGGUAUUGCAUUUUCCAUAAUUUCCCCCUUGAUAUCAUUAUUUAUCAUAUUUUUCCUCAGCUUAUCCAUCUUAUACUAUAAGUAUGCUUUAAAUUAUGUCUAUAGCCACAUCAAUAUUUCGGAAACAAUGGGCAGAUUAUAUCCAAAUGCAUUAUUGCACAUGUACACAGGAAUUUAUUGUUCUGAAUGUUGCUUAAUAGGCAUACUUUUCCUUUCAAAAGAUUCUUCUGGUAAAUGUGUUAUGCAAACGCAAGGAUGGAUCAUGACCGGUGUUUUGUUUGUCACCAUCUUCAUCAACGCGAUAAUUUAUAACAUAUACUCGCCUUACUUUGCCAAUCUCCCCAUCUUAUCAGAUAGAGUUUGUAUGAAGGAAAAAGAGACUAAACAUGAGUCAUCAGAAGAGGCUACUCCCAUUGACAGUGGUGUUAGUCUUACUGGCUAUAAUACUUUGUACCUUCAUCCAGCUUUCAAGUACCAUAAACCCAUUGUUUGGUUACCAAAAGAUCCGCAUGAAAUGUGCAAGUUACAACUUGAGGAAAUUGAGAUCAGAUCGAACACAAUGUUUAAAGGAGAUACAAAAGGAGCAACUUUGCAUGUUAGCCCUCAGUUUGGCAAUAUUCAAGUAACAGUAUCAGGAGCACCUCCAGAUAUGUUAUAA
This is a messenger RNA of Lodderomyces elongisporus, 2661 nucleotides long. It is a transcript of the gene SPO75, whose product is annotated as Spo75p. Gene Ontology annotation, molecular function: calcium-activated cation channel activity. The coding region runs from base 1 to 2661 and encodes 886 amino acids. Lineage: Eukaryota; Fungi; Ascomycota; Pichiomycetes; Serinales; Debaryomycetaceae. The record is from RefSeq and is a predicted model, not a curated record. Gene Ontology annotation, cellular component: plasma membrane. The transcript has a single exon.